AUGGCUUCGCUCAUGCCCCGCGGAUAUUGCUCUGCCACCGAAUUUCGCUUCGACAAAGAACAAGCUGACGCCAUUAUUCGAACCACUGCCUAUCACCGUAAAGACUUCUGCCUGUCCGUAAUAUGGUACUCACAUCGGGAACACAAUGAGAUUCGUCCGUCAAUAUCAACACCCUUCCAGCGGAUUUCAAAGACUGGACUUGGCUCCCUCGAUCGGCUGCCCCUCGAGCUCCUGUUUGACACCUUGUACCUUCUAGACAUGUAUUCUUUGUUCAGAUUUCGACAGAUCAAUCUCAGAUCAAGGCAGAUGGUAGACUCCCUCAAGCAGUAUCAUACGGUUGUCUCGCAUGGACUGAACCUUUUCUGCGCCUUGUUACGAACACGAAUUGCCACUGACAUUACUCUACUCGACUUUUACAAGGCAUUAUGUACUAAGGCAUGCACGCUCUGUGGCGAAUUUAGCGGGUUUAUAUCCAUACUAGCUUGGACGCGAUGCUGUUUCAAAUGCCUCCAGGAGUCCCCGGAGACACAAGUGCGGACUCUUGCCUCGGUCCGAAAGCAAUUACACAUGGCCAAUGCUGAAUUAGGUCAACUGAGGUCGUUUAAGUCCUUGCCUGGAAUAUACUCGAUGAAUGAAACUGUGCAGAAUUCCCGCAUUACACUCUCCAACCAGGGAGCUCUGACCGACAUCAAAAGUUUAACUUCAUGGGGUCAUGUGCACUUCCCUAUUACGAUAAAGAAACUGGCAGUGUUGAGCACGGAGUUUCAUGUGCCGGGUGCCAGCUUGCCAUUGAGAAAGAUAUUAUCGGCACCAGGGGUACAAAAUGGGGGUACGACGCUCGAGACAAAGUAUAUGCGCAAGACGGUCUUCUGGACCACUUUCGAUGGUGUGAACAGGCACAUUUACUAUGGAGGUCUAGUGGCCAAGGCAGAAUCCAGCCACCCGAGCUACCUGUGUCUGCUCGGACAGGAGGCUACUUUCGAAGAAGAGAAUGACGACCAGAUGGAGUUCACCUGCUAA
This is a messenger RNA of Aspergillus campestris IBT 28561, 1020 nucleotides long. RefSeq names its product F-box domain protein. Gene Ontology annotation, molecular function: protein binding. Lineage: Eukaryota; Fungi; Ascomycota; Eurotiomycetes; Eurotiales; Aspergillaceae. Bases 1 to 1020 code for a protein of 339 amino acids. The transcript has 2 exons. The record is from RefSeq and is a predicted model, not a curated record.